AUGGCCUCUCCAGCCAAUUCAGUACCAGAUACCCAACUUGGUUUGACAAAUGAUGAAAUCGCCCUGCUCCGGCAUCAUCAACAGCAAGCCGCCAACAAUGCUGGCUCUUCUUCGUCUCGAGCCGCUUCGCGCGCAUCGUCCCAAGGUCUCCUCCUCCUCGACGGCUCCUCACUUGCUGCACUAGGCCGUCAUUUCGAUCAUCUCAUGCAACAAAUACAAGCGCGGCUAGAAUACCUGUCUGAUCAAUCGGCGAGCGUGGCUCAACAGCAAUACGAUCGAGCCGGAAAUGCGAUUGAGAUGGCAGACGCAGAAAUAGCACGGUUUCAUGAUAUUUUGCGGCAGAUUGACGAGCUGGAGGUGGAUUUCGACCGAAUAAGACAUAUCAGGGACAUAGUAAGGAGCUACAGAGCGAGAGUGGAGGAGAUGGAACAGCAAUUAGAGCACAGUGGUUCGAGCAGCAGCCGACAUAGACAUCGGCAUCACGAGAGCUCUGGAAGCUCGAGCAGAAGACACCACCAUCGAAGAUAA
Messenger RNA from Glarea lozoyensis ATCC 20868, 528 nucleotides. RefSeq lists its product as uncharacterized. The coding region runs from base 1 to 528 and encodes 175 amino acids. Lineage: Eukaryota; Fungi; Ascomycota; Leotiomycetes; Helotiales; Helotiaceae. Gene Ontology annotation, biological process: endosome organization. Gene Ontology annotation, cellular component: BLOC-1 complex. The transcript has a single exon. The record is from RefSeq and is a predicted model, not a curated record.